ACAGACAGAAAGAAACAAGAAAAGAGACAGAGACAGCGAGACAAUUCAGAGAGAAAUAGAGACAGAAAGUGGGGAACAGAUGAACUCUUGGGAGUCAGAGAUUUAAAAAAAAAAGUGGAGAGAGACUGACAGAUAGGGAAAGAGAAAUAAACGAAAUAAACAGACGAUUAGACACCAAAGAGGAAGAGAGACAGACUGAAGUGAGGCCGAGAGGGAGGAGAGAGAAGCCGGGUGGAGCGUGCCAGCUGGCGGCAAGGAGGGUCGCCUGGCCUGGGAGAUGUAGUGGCUGCCAUCUGGGGGCGGGGGGCAGGGGGCAUGGGAGGGGCAGGCCUGCUGCUGCUGCUGCUGCUGCUGCUGGCUGGGGUGGGGGCGGGGGAGGCCUGGAGACCCCCAAAGGGAAAGUGUCCUCUGAGAUGUUCCUGCUCCAAAGACAGCGCCCUGUGCGAGGGCUCCCCGGACCUGCCGGAGAGCUUCUCCCCGACUCUGCUGUCGCUCUCACUCGUUAGGACUGGAGUCACCCAGCUGAAGGCCGGCAGUUUCCUGAGGGUCCCGUCACUGCACCUGCUCCUCUUCACCUCCAACUCCUUCUCCGUGAUUGAGGACGAUGCGUUUGCAGGCCUGUCCCACCUGCAGUACCUCUUUAUCGAGGACAACGAGAUUGGCUCCAUUUCCAAGAACGCGCUCAGAGGACUUCGCUCACUCACUCACCUGAGCCUUGCCAAUAACCAUCUCGAGACCCUGCCCAGAUACCUCUUCCGAGGCCUGGAGACCCUGAUUCAUGUGGACCUCCGAGGGAACCCGUUCCAGUGUGACUGCCGCGUCCUCUGGCUGCUGCAGUGGAUACCCACCGUGAACGCCAGCGUGGGCACUGGGGCCUGUGCCGGCCCCACCGCCCUGGCCCACAUGCAGCUCCACCACCUCGACCCCAAGACGUUCAAGUGCAGAGCCAUAGAGCUGUCCUGGUUCCAGACCAUCGCAGAGUCGGCGCUGGGUGUAGAGGCUUUCUCCUACCAGGGGGAGCCCCACAUCGUCCUGGCACAGCCCUUUGCCGGCCGCUGCCUGAUCCUCGCCUGGGACUACAGCCUGCAGCGCUUCCAGCUGGAGGAAGAGCUGUCUGCGCCCUCCGUGGUGUCCUGCAAGCCGCUGGUGCUGGGCCCGCGCCUCUUCAUGCUGGCCGCCCGCCUGUGGGGAGGCUCGCAGCUGUGGGCCCGGCCCGGCCCCGACCUGCGCCUGGCCCCGAUGCAGGCCCUGGCCCCGCGCCGGCUGCUGCGGCCCAAUGAUGCCGAGCUCCUGUGGCUGGACGGGCAGCCCUGCUUUGUGGUGGCCGACGCCUCCAAGGCGGGAAGCACCACGCUGCUGUGCCGGGACGGGCCGGGCUUCUACCCGCGCCAGAGCCUGCACGCCUGGCACCGGGACACGGACGCCGAGGCCCUGGAGCUGGACGGCCGGCCCCAUCUGCUGCUGGCCUCGGCCUCGCAGCGGCCGGUGCUCUUCCACUGGUUUGGGGGCCGCUUCGAGAGGCGCACGGACAUCCCGGAGGCUGAGGACGUCUACGCCACCCACCAUUUCCAGGCUGGCGGGGAUGUGUUCCUGUGUCUGACACGCUACAUCGGGGACUCCAUGGUCAUGCGCUGGGAUGGCUCCAUGUUUCGCCUGCUACAGCAGCUUCCCUCACGUGGUGCCCACGUCUUUCAGCCACUGCUCAUCGCCAAGGAUCAGCUGGCUAUCCUGGGCAGCGACUUCGCCUUCAGCCAGGUUUUCCGCCUUGAGCCUGAUAAGGGGCUCCUUGAGCCACUGCAGGAGCUGGGGCCCCCGGCCUUGGUGGCCCCACGUGCCUUUGCCCACCUCACCAUGGCUGGCAGACGCUUCCUCUUUGCUGCUUGCUUCAAGGGCCCCACACAGAUCUACCAGCAUCACGAGUUAGACCUCAGUGCCUGAGACUAGAGGGCACCCUGGACGAAGCUGGCAAAGGGCCAGCAUGGGGAGUCCUGGGCCUCUGGAUGCCCUCUUGACUGGCCUCCUGGCCCUACUCAGAGGUGACAGCUGGUCUAGUGAGCUACUGACCACAGGCCAAGUUCGAGGCAAGAGCUGCCCUUCCAGUUUUAAACAUCUCGAUUGGGGGGCAGAUAGCCCCUGCCCCUUCUAGGGUGACUUGGGGGGCUCAGGCUGGGGUCCCGCUGCACGGAGCCAAAAUACAAAAAUCAUGUGGGGAAGAUGUGCAGAGCUCAUGAAGUCUAGAAGCACCCCCCUCAACCUACUCCCACCCGUCCAGUUCCACGUUACUCAGUUUCAAAUUACUGAGGAGACAGCUUUCCUUUCCCUUUUAAACUCAAUCCGACCAAUCGCUUUUAGUGCCCGCCUCUCUGACGUCAUGAGUCGCUAGGCAAAUUUCCCUGUCUGGCUCUCCUAACUUCCUCCCCUGCUUGUGCGCCUGCGUGUUGCCGAGGCGGAAGCGCAGCGCGCCGUCAGUCUUCCGCGUGCGCAGGAAAUAGGUGGGCAAGUGAGAGUUUAGUGCCGGGGAUCUUCGAGUAACUCUCUUAGUCGGUGGCGAGGGCGAGGACGGAAAGUGUAUGAGCUCAAUAAAUGCGCUGUGCACCCGCA
This is a messenger RNA of Phacochoerus africanus (Common warthog), 2601 nucleotides long. It is a transcript of the gene LGI4, whose product is annotated as leucine rich repeat LGI family member 4. Lineage: Eukaryota; Metazoa; Chordata; Mammalia; Artiodactyla; Suidae. Bases 316 to 1938 code for a protein of 540 amino acids. The record is from RefSeq and is a predicted model, not a curated record. Gene Ontology annotation, molecular function: protein binding. Gene Ontology annotation, biological process: neuron maturation; myelination in peripheral nervous system. The transcript has 9 exons.